Molecule: messenger RNA, 3161 nt
Organism: Rotaria sp. Silwood2
Lineage: Eukaryota; Metazoa; Rotifera; Eurotatoria; Philodinida; Philodinidae
Source: the annotation of a GenBank genome assembly
CCGAAAAAAAAUUCAUAAAAUCUAACAUCUGAUUCGAGUUCCUCGACCCCGAUUACCCUUCGGUCAAUCCUUAUAGAAAAAAUUCCUUUUAUAUCCUUACCUCAUUCUUCGAUCAAUCGGUGAAGUGCGGACAUACAAGCAAUCAAGCAAUCAAGCAAACAGACAAUUUAUGUUUGCAAGACUCUUCUCUACGAGAAAGAGAACAUCAGUUAUCUAUAUUAUAUUUUACAUUCGGAAACUUUUUCUUAUGAACAUUAAAUCAAUUGUUUUUUAUAUUAUAUUAAAUUUUCCUCAUAAUAUUAAUUUUUUUCCUACGAUGUUACAGUCCAACCAAGGAGAAGAAGGCGAGACUCCGGUACUCCCGAAAUAUAGUGGAAGUACAACAGAGUACAGUAAGAAUACAGGGAAGGUACAGGAGAGCACAGGGGACUGCAGUAAGAGUAUACGAGACUACAGUGAAAGUAUAGGAGAUGUAUAGGGAAGUACAGUAAGAGUAUAGGCAAUGUACAGGAGAGUACAGGGGUGUAGAAGAAAUCCAGUGAGAGUAUGUACUCCAGGAGCUCCGCCUUUCUCCCUUGAAUGCAACCCUUCACAGGAGCCUCUAGUUAAACAUUUUAAAACGAUAAUUUCACAUUGCCGAACUACCUUCUAAUUCAGAUUGCUGUCAUCAUACAUGUGCUGCGCAGCAAGAUAUUUUUUGUUAUUUUGAGUGACUUAUUUUCUUCCAUAGGAUUUUGGAUAUUGAUGAAAAUGAUUUUUAUCAAGUACUGAACAUUCAUCCGAACGCUACACAAAUCGAAAUUCGAAAUGCAUAUUUGAAACGUGCAUUGGAAUGGCAUCCUGAUAGGAAUAUUGACAGUACUAUCCAAGCAAAACAAUUGUUUCAAGCACUUAGACGAGCAUAUGAAAUAUUAUCGAAUGAAACUGGAAGAAAAGAAUACAAUGCCAAUACUGAUAUCGGUAGAGAUGAUGACAAAGACGACGAUUUUCUUUUUGAGAAAUCGAAUUUGGCUGCAUUACAUAUGGGUCCCAAAAUGUCCGAUAUCUACCGAACCCAGAUUGAUGAAUAUAUUACUAAUUACGAGAGCUUAACUUUUGUUGAUAAUUUUUCAGAAAAAAUCAAGGAAAUUUUGGAAAGAUUCACCAAAGAUACUGAACAGAUCACGAAUCUAGAUAAUUAUGUACAAUGCAAUGUUUGUUAUCAAAGUAGUCUCAAUAACAAUGUACAUCAAGGUCAAAAUGUAGAAUCUUAUGAAAAAUUCUUUAAUGAUUCAACAUCUAUAAAACUUGAACAAAUAAUCGAUCAAUCAAUAUGGAAUUGGAAAUCAGUAGUAAUAACAACAAAAUAUUUAUCGUUGUGGAAUAACUCGCAAAGGUGGAAUCUAAUCAAACCAAUUAUUGAACAAAUAAGCAUACCAAUAGAGAUCGUUCGACAAUCAUCAAACAGAAGAUUUUGGACACGUUGUAUCGACAAAUAUGAAUGUGAAAAGGAAAAAUUAUAUAAAUUACCCGAACUAUUAUCAUGCAUAUGUUCCAUCAAUGUAUUACCGAAUAGCAACGAAGUAGAUGAAUUAAAACAAAUUUUUGAUAAAUACGAUCAAGAUGAAGAAGGAGGGGUAUUAACAAAAUUACAUCUUGUUAAUGAUCAACGUACAACCACUGGAGGUAAUUAUUGUCUUGUUGAUCCAUCAACUAAAAAUAAAUAUAUUGAUAUCGAUCAAUUUCGUUUUCCUAUUGAAAAUCCACCACCCUUUAUGGAUAAUGCUUCUCAGUGUAACGCAUGUAAAAGAGUGUUUACACUUCUUCAUCGUCGACAUACAUGUCGUAUGUGUAGUGAACAACAUUGUGCAGAAUGUUUAUCAUUUAAGAGAAUUCCUCAUCUUGGUUACAUUGCAAAACCUGUAAGAAUUUGUCGUAAAUGUUCUUGUAUAAAACAAUCUUUACUUUAUGAACAUCUGUUUAAUUAUGUUCAGCAGUUGAUUGAAUCAAAUCGAAUACAGUACCUAAAUGUUUAUUUAGCCCUCAUUAACAAAUAUGAACCAAAUGGUGAUGAGACAUUUUAUCGACAAGUUGGUGAUCGAUAUUUUGAUUUUAAACAAUAUUCUUUAGCUCUUCAAUGUUUUAUAUAUUCUAAAAUGAAUAAUGAUGAUUGGUUUCGAUAUUCUAUUGAUUUAUGUGCAAAAAAUGAAUAUGCUUAUGCACUUACUUGCAUGAAUCAAUGUCAAAACAACGAACAGUUCUGGCUAGAUCAAGCAAGUCAAAACAAUAAUCUAGUAUUCUCCGUUUUAUGUUAUCAAAGAAUAAACUUAUCUGUUGAAAAAUUAUUUACAAUUGUCGUGAAGUUAGAUGCAAGCAAUAUUGAUUCUUGUAUAUUUUAUUUAUUAUAUAUCAAUUAUAAAUAUGAUAGUAAUAGUCUAAAUUGGAAGACAUUGGGUGAAAAUUUCCUUUUGAAAAGAACAAGUACCCAUGAACAUGGGGAUCUUAUAAUGUUCUCGUUUUAUUUGUAUAAUAAAAUGGUAAUCAACAAUUGGAUUCAAAUCGCUGAACAGUUGAGUUCGACAGAACAAUUUGAAAAACUAUCUUAUCUAUUAUCAUAUUUACACGAUCGAAAGAUACAUCUAUCGGCAUCUACUGAUUCAUAUAUUAGAGGUUUCACAAAAAUAUUACAGAUACCAAUGACCAGACCAAUUAUGCUAGACGAUUGGUUAAAUGAAGUUUGUUUAUCAGAAGAUAUUCGUACUAUCACUAUCGGACUAGCAUUUAUUCAUAUAUAUCAAUACACGUCUUGGGAUUUGUAUAAACAAAAAUAUAUAGAUGAAAAACAAUAUUAUAAAGUUGUUCUAUGUCAUAAAAUGUUUGAACAAUUAUCUUCAAAUUCGAAUAAAGAUGAUACAUCGUGGUUUAUCAAAGGUAUUGAAGAUGCAAAUUCUAUUGCAUUUGAACUAUUUGAUGGUAUCAAACAUCCUGACUGGAAAAUGUUAGGUGAUCAAUAUUUUAACGAGAAAAAAUACACUAUUGCAUUAAACUGUUAUCUAUCAUGUGAAAAGAAUCGAGCCGAUGAACUAAUUCUGGAAAAAGCACAUCUAAGUUCUCCAGCAUCACUCCUGUAUUAUGUCACUGUUUACAAACGACUAAGUGGCAGCAAUCAGACGGUAGGAUAA